AUGGGUCGUAUUCAUAAAGAAUAUUAUAGCGCCAAUGCAAGAUUUUUAUCAGAUGAAGCGAUCAAAGAAAUUAAAACAUCAUUUGGCAGAGUGCCUGAUGCUAUUAAUACCAUGGCAAAAAAACAUCGUAUAUCCUAUAUUCGGGUCAAAGAAUAUAUUGAGAAUCGGGAGCGUAAACAACAAAUGAUAUACUCUCAUUCAUCUCAGAUACAAAGUGAAAUUUCUCCCGAAAUAAUAUCAAUAUCUCUAGAUCCGAAGGGUCAUUGCGAAGCAAUAAAUAAACAGACAAAAAAGAGGCGACCGAAGUCCAAAUCUGUUCGAAUUUCUGAUCCAACCACUGUUAUUGAUACCCCACUCGAUCAAGCGUUAAAUGAGGGAGAGAAACGAAUAGAAUAUUCAGAUUAUGUAUUAAAUACUCACGAAGUGACUACCUUUGGCAAUUCUUGA
Messenger RNA from Paraglomus brasilianum, 447 nucleotides. NCBI's taxonomy places the organism in Eukaryota, Fungi, Glomeromycota, Glomeromycetes, Paraglomerales, Paraglomeraceae. The record is from the annotation of a GenBank genome assembly.